CACUUGGGUCUCAUCUAUAGAAUUGGUACAUUGUCAGAGAACGGCAUGGCGGAAUAUCAUGGGCAGAGAUUAUCAGAUGGAACCCGCAGUCGGUCCGGGUGUAUUACCUGCAGAAUCCGUAAGAAGAAGUGCGAUGAGCUGCGCCCGGGGUGUUUUGCUUGCUGGUCUAGAGAGCUCCCAUGCUACGGUUUCAACGUACCUGCCCCCACUUGGUUCACGAGUACGACUAGUUGGAAAGAGGCCAGAGGUGCUACUGAAGCUGUCCGCCUACGCACUUCUGCAGAAGCGCGUUAUAGGUUGGUACGAAGACUCGGGUCAGGAGUCGGCAGUGUGGCCACCACGAUGGCUUCCGAGGUGAACACCGAAUUAAACAUCCGGGAAAGCCACAAACCUUCCACCAUCCCAAGAACGCGGGUCGAAUCAACAAGAUUUGGUAUGGGCAAUCAUGCACCCGACAGCUUUUCUCUAGCCAACAUAUGGCAACUCCGCCCAGAAACGGUGUGGUGGGACAGUAAACUCCGGGACUUGGCACUUCACCAUAGUUCUUCGUCAAACACCGAGGCACGGCUACUGAUGAUAUUCAUGGAGGUCAUUCAUCCCAUCACACACACAUUCGACCCUCUUGCCAGCGAAAAAGAUAAAAGCUGGAUGCUGGAACGUCUGUCGAGUAAACGAUCUUUGUAUUGCUCGGCUUUGAGUAUCAGCGCUUGCUUCGAGAACUCAUUGUCGCAACCUCCGAGCACAGACAACAUUGGAAUCUCAUCCACAGUCAGAAACCUACAGUGUAGAGCUGUAAAUGAGUUGCAGACACAGAUCGACCAACUCGUUCUUGCCAGGAAUGUAGCAGUGGAAGAAUUUGUCUGGGUCGGAAUUCAGAUCCUUGACGUGAUAGCACACCUUGAAACGCUUGAAAUAUUCAGCAUGUUUCAGGGUCACUGGGAAAUGCACCAUCACGCCGCAAGGAAAGUAAUGGACCAUAUCGAGAUGAAUGCCCCGACCGAGCAUCGCAACCGCGGGUCAGGAGGUAUGUCAGUUGUAGGGGCUGCGAUAUCCAGCUCACUGAUAGAUGAUACAAGAAGACGCUGUAUGACCUUCUCCAUAUGUAAUUACAUAUGGGUAGAUGUUCUUGCGACCUCUACCUUUGGGGCAGCAUCCUACGACUCGUGCGCUUUUGACUACAUCCCGCUCUUGGAGUCAAGGAUCAUUGAACCAGAAAAGAUGAUGGGAUGUCAAGGGUGGAUUUUGGCGAUCAUUGCGGAGAUCGUGAAACUCGAGCAAUGGGGUCUACAAGAUGAGCACGUGAAUGCGAGGGAAAAGAAUGUAAGGUUAAUUGAUGAGAGCGAUCGUCUUCGAGAACGGUUGAGAAAAGGUAUCAGAGAACUGGAAGAAGACCACCACCUCGAUGGAACAUCAGGUGCACAUGAAGACAUCAGGCUUGUCAGCGUCGUAUGGGCCUACGGUGCGCUUGUUCUGCUUCAGAUCACUGUUGAUGAUAUGAGAUUCAAUCAGCUCAAUAUCAAUCAGAAAUUCGUUGACCUUUGCCUCCUGAAGCUCGAAGAGUUGCCUACUCGCUUGAUUAUGCGUACAUCCUGGCCUUAUACUAUCGCAGGAAGCAUGGCAUUAAGCUCAGGUCAGCAUACCAGGUUCCGUCGGAUUGUUGGCAAAGUAAUGGAAGAAGCCCAGCCACCAGGAAUAUCAUGGAAAGGUCUGAUGGUCAUGGAAGAAUGUUGGAGACUACGUCGCCAUCACAUAGGAAAGCGAAUGGGAUGGAGAGAAGCGAUGAAAGGUUUGAAUGGGCGCGUGCUACUGACGUAG
Messenger RNA from Periconia digitata, 1815 nucleotides. Lineage: Eukaryota; Fungi; Ascomycota; Dothideomycetes; Pleosporales; Periconiaceae. The record is from the annotation of a GenBank genome assembly.